AUGAAGGAAACUGCUAAUCAAGCUCAGAACGCCUCUACUACUUCCCGACACGCUUCCAUCGUAGAGCUGUUGUCCACUCCACCUGCGAUUCCACAACAACCAUCGGUAACAACAGACUUGGAGUCCAUUUCUUUAUCACGCAAUGCCAGUGCUUCGUCUUUGGAAUCACAAAUGAGCUCUACAACUUCCUGUUUGACAAAAGUGCACUCUCAGAAAUGGCAGCAUACCCCUCUGUCACAAUUGAUUGAACAGAAUAAGCUGGUGACAGUUGACGGAACAUUGUCCGUGGAGGAAGCCUUCAAUACCUUAAUCCGUCACAACCUCACAUCUCUACCUGUAGAACAAUUUCCUGGUGAUAUGAACUGCUACACUUUUGACUACAAUGACCUGAACUCGUAUUUGCUGCUGGUUCUCAACAAGAUUCAAGUCAAUGACCCACAAGUGGCUCGCGACUGCCAGAUGGGAAAACCAGUUCCAGUUGGUGAAAUAGUGAAAUUGACCCCGAAGAACCAAUUCCACAAAUUACGUGAACUUGAUAAUUUAACGACGGCUAUGGGAAUACUUGGGUCUGGUGUGCAUCGUGUUGCCAUCACGGACAACGCAUCAACACAGAUUAGGGGUAUUUUAUCGCAGAGACGGCUCAUCAAGUAUCUGUGGGAUAACGCGCGGCAAUUUAGCGGGCUCCAGCCUCUGUUGAACUCUAGCUUGAAGGACCUGGGUAUUGGUGUCCUUGAUACUCAUACCGCACCCACAAGUCGGCAAUCGCGGGUUAUUUCCAUACAAGGUGAAGAACAGCUAAUAAUGGCUCUUUACAAAAUGCAUACGGAACGCAUCUCAUCUAUAGCUGUCGUCGACCAUCAUGGGAACUUACUGGGAAACAUAAGUGUCACCGAUGUCAAACAUGUCACUCGAACAUCUCAGUACCCACUCCUGCACAACACUUGCCGCCAUUUCAUAUCUGUUAUUUUGAAUUCCAGAGGUUUAGAAAUGGGAAAAGAUUCGUUUCCCAUAUUUCAUGUUUAUCCGACCAGUUCGCUAGCAAGGACGAUGGCGAAACUGGUUGCCACGAAAGCCCACAGAUUGUGGAUUGUCCAACCAGAAAAGUCAAGUUCCUCGACCCCUUCAUCCUCGUCAGUAGUGUCCAACUCUCCUCAGUCUGCCGCCAUGAAUGCGGCUCACAGCGCUAACAGUGACCAUGAUACUCCAAAUAGGUCAGGGUCCCCAAUCAGCGUCAAAAGCUUUGAAGAAACUAGUGCGCCGACGUCGACCCCUCUCUUUGAAAAGGAGUAUCGCACCGGUAAACUAAUCGGAGUGUUAUCUCUGACAGAUAUCCUAGGUCUUUUUGCUAGAAGGCAAACAGAGCAUACCAAAGUUGAUCCUCUUGCUGCAAGACGGCAGAGGGGUAGUGUGGGUGUAUAA
Molecule: messenger RNA, 1419 nt
Organism: Lachancea dasiensis
Lineage: Eukaryota; Fungi; Ascomycota; Saccharomycetes; Saccharomycetales; Saccharomycetaceae
Source: the annotation of a GenBank genome assembly